Macrosteles quadrilineatus (aster leafhopper) is the source of this 9234-nucleotide messenger RNA. RefSeq names its product transcription initiation factor TFIID subunit 4 (gene Taf4). Gene Ontology annotation, molecular function: protein heterodimerization activity; RNA polymerase II general transcription initiation factor activity; DNA binding. The transcript is spliced from 13 exons. Bases 36 to 3170 code for a protein of 1044 amino acids. The record is from RefSeq and is a predicted model, not a curated record. Gene Ontology annotation, biological process: DNA-templated transcription; transcription initiation at RNA polymerase II promoter. Gene Ontology annotation, cellular component: transcription factor TFIID complex. Lineage: Eukaryota; Metazoa; Arthropoda; Insecta; Hemiptera; Cicadellidae.
CACAUUUUCUUGUAUCAUUGUAAAGGGAAUUGAUUAUGACAUAUGGUUACUUUCGAGAAAAUGGGUAUGCAAAGACAUUUUCUGUACCAAUUCAGUUGAUAGUUUGGUUUAAACUUUAUUUUAGAGCUAAAAAUCGGUCUUAUUUAAACGUGAAAUAUCGAAAAUUGAAGGACUACAUUAGGGUUUCAGUCUUCUUCAAGGGCAAUGCACUGUGGGUACAAUUUGUCCACUGCGCAUGCGCAGAUCAGUUUACAGUUGGAUUUUGUCAUAAAAUGGCGUCAGCUAAGUUUCUGGAGGAAGCUCUUAAUACAGACGUGGAUGAGUCGGCAGUGAAUGCGUUAGUGGGUUCGUUAGAAACGUCUUUAGUUACUACAACACCCGCGGCUUCUAAUCAACAAGGAGUUGCAGUUAGUGUAAAUCAGAACCAUUUAAAUAGUGCUAUUUCAAAUGGAUCCUCACUUUCGUCUCAGAAACACGGUGUCCUCAACGGUGGAUCGGAUUCUAUGAAUAUAAUUCUCAACUCGGAUGCUAACAAAGUUAUUUCUUGUAGUAAUCACCAGAGUGCUAUACCUAGUGUAGUCAACACUGUUGUUGCAUCUUUGCAUGGAGGUGUUCAAUCUAGUGGAUAUAUAAAUCAAAUUUCAUCUAAUAUAGGCUUAGUUCAGUCAAAUGUUGCAAGCAUAAAUAAGUCACAAGACUCAGUGAAGCUUGUUUAUCCUUCUAGUACUCAGUCAGUCACUUCUACUGUAGGAGGGACUAACAGAGUUACAUAUCCUAACAAUCAGACAAUAUCAUCCCUUCCUAAUGGUAACUUAGGAAUUUCUCAAAUUAAUACACAUGGUAAUGUCUUAAAUGUGUCAAAUGCCAAUGUUCAAAGUGCAGUUUCUCAGAGUUUCUCUCAAUCGGGAACUAAUUUAAACAAACAAGUCAGUGGUGUUGGUGUUGUUGGAAUGGACCAAAAUAAACCUACCGGCACCGCUCUAGUUAUUAAGUCUAGUGGUAAUAAUCAUGGACCUCAGGGUAUACCUUUGACUCAAGGAUUAGUAUCUGUGCCUAUGACAGUGAACACAACAAUGACUUUGACAGGCACUCAUGUAAACGCUGCAAUGGGAACUACGACCACAAGUGGUGUUCCAGGAGUGGUAACGCUGACUAAACCUAUAAACCAGUCAGUAGGAUCUCAACAAGGUAUCGUAGGAAAUAACCCAACAAUCAUACCUGCAAACGUUCAAAUUUUAAACGUCAACGCAAUCAGAGCGGGCACUCCGACACAACCAGGACAAAAAACAGCUCCUCAGAGGGUUAUGACCAUUGGAACACAACAGAUGGUGGGGGCUCGUCCAGGACAACCAGGGCAACCAAUAACCCUGCAGGCGCUGCAACAGUUGCAAGGAGCGCAGGGCGGCCACCUGUUGUUGAAGACUGAGAACGGCCAGUAUCAGUUGCUGCGAGUCGGUCCUGCGCAGACACCAACAGCCGCUAUCGCACCUAACAAUGCUACCAACACACAGGCCUUCAGAGUGCAAUCAGUACCUGCGGGCGGGGCUGUGGCAGCGACGGUCCAGACGCAGGUUCCUGCUCUCACCACACAGUCCACGGCCGCUGCUACAGCGGCGACACCGCAACGCCACCCGUCCGCAGAUACGGUGAAAGAGAAAUGCCGUAAGUUCCUAGCCAACCUGUUGGAGUUGUCCUCGAGAGAGCCCAAGGCGGUAGAGCGCAACGUCAGGACACUUAUCCAGGAACUUGUCGACACUAAGGUGGAACCAGAGGAGUUCUGUGACCGAUUGGAGAGAUUACUCAAUGCCUCACCACAGCCUUGUCUCAUUGGAUUUUUGAAGAAAAGUUUACCACUCCUGCGCCAGUCGAUGGUGACCAAAGAGCUGAUUAUAGAUGGUAUCCGGCCUCCACCUGCCAGUGUCUUGUACAAUCAGCAGACGACGGUCGUUCAACAACAGACUUUACAGCAAGGGCAGGUUCGACCGCAGCAGCCUCCGCAGAUGAGAGUGAUUACGCAGUCAGCUGCGACUACAGUGUCCGGCACGCCUCCCCGGCCGUCACCAGUGCAGCAUCGGAUAGUUACUCCAAUGCGAGUGCCAGCGCCCGGCACCAAGGUGGCUCCAGGCACACCCAUCGUUGGGUUGAGGCCGCAAACAGCGACUGCGAAUACCGCUAUCAGAGUGCAGACGCCGAUACGGACGAACCUGGCCAAGCCCGGGGUCCCGGCGGUAGGCCUCAAGCCUAACCAGCUGCUGGCCAAGGCCACCAUAGCCACUCGACCAGUCGGCACCCCUCUGGCCACCACGUCUCUCAGACAACCCAUCCACCCCUCCCCCUCCAUACUGCUCAAGGCUGUGACCGCUACCAAAGAGAAGGAGAAGAAGAGCUAUUCCUCCAGCGGAUACACUGGUGACGAUGACAUCAAUGACGUCGCUGCCAUGGGAGGAGUCAACCUGGCCGAGGAGACCCAGAGGAUACUCGGGUCCACAGAGUUUGUCGGCACCCAGAUAAGAUCUUGCAAAGACGACAUCUACCUUCAUUCCACCCCUUUAAUACAAAAAAUUAGUCAAAUCGCGGCAAAACAUGGGUUGGAAGAACCAAGCUCGGAAGUGGCAGCUCUCAUAUCACAUGCGACCCAAGAGAGAUUAAAAAACAUUGUUGAAAAGCUAGCUGUGAUAGCCGAACAUAGGAUAGAUCUAAAUAAACUGGACCCUAGGUACGAGCCUACGCAAGAUGUCCGAGGGCAGCUCAAGUUUCUGGAGGAGCUGGAUCGUGUUGAGCGCAAGAGACACGACGAGCAGGAGCGAGAGUUGUUGUUACGAGCCGCCAAAAGUCGGUCAAAGUCUGAGGAUCCGGAACAGGCCAAGCUGAAGGCUAAAGCCAAAGAGAUGCAAAGAGCUGAGAUGGAAGAACUGAGACAAAGAGAAGCCAAUCUGACAGCCUUGCAAGCCAUUGGACCUCGGAAAAAACCUCGACUGGACGGCUCAGACUCCUUCUCCAUGGCCGGCCAGGCCGCUAGUAGUUCCUCCACAUCAAAUAGCAGUAUGAACAGAACACAAUCGCUGAGACCGAGAUUAAAAAGAGUGAACGUGCGAGACCUGCUGUUCCUGCUGGAGACGGAGAAGGAGACGUGUCACAGCUCGUUGCUGUACAAGUCCUACCUCAAGUGAUACAACUUCACGCCGCGUUGCCUUCACCUUCGCUUCACCCCACACCUUCAUGUCGCGUUGUUAUUUAUUUUUAUAGCUGAAUUUUUUAUGUGUUGAAGUGAGACAGAAGAUAAUAUAGAAAUUAAAAUGUAUACGGGGUUGUACAUUUGUUGUUAUGAUUUAGUUUGUUUGCAAACUCGUAUGUUUUAUAGAUUGUACAGUUAUUUUUAGUUACCAUAUUGACGAAGUAGAAAUCGGGGGCUUGUCGAAUGGGUCUGUACUGCCAUUCAACGCUAUUUAUUGUCAUUGUUAUUUUAAAUAUUAAUAUAUUCCGUGUCAGUCUGUCGCAAGAGUUAGAGUCACUAUGUGUUUAAAUUGUCGAUAUGUGUUUAUUAAUUUUUAAUUAACUUUAUUGCACGGUAAUCGGAUAAACGUAAAUCAUUAACAAUUCUGGCUGUGACUAAAGUUUGUGAAGUCAGAUUUUGCAGCUGGUGUGAAAAUAAAAAAACCAAAGGGGGAAAAGUUUUAUUUCUCAUAGGCUACUUCACAAAAGUAUGGAGAAGAGCCAAAAUAAUUGUAUUACAUUUUUCAUUAUUGAUAAUACAACUUAAUGGCAUAUAUGCUAUUUUGUGUUUAGCAAAAUAAGGAUAAUUCUAGUUUUGUACUGUAUUUUAUAAAUUUUAAAUUGUUAUAUUUAGUUUAGAUAUACCCUAUAUUUACUCUGUUUCUCUGUUUCCUUGAUUUUAAAUUUGUUAUUGUUCAGUUAAUUUUUAACACUCAAAAAAAGUUAUUGAGUAUCAUUUAAACGAAUGAAUUGUGUUCUAAGAAGUCUUGUGUAGAGAUCAAAUAAUCAAUUAUUAUUUUCUAUCAGUGAUCAAGAAAGUGGAUUACCACCUUAUGUUUAAUUAAUUAAUUAUUCUACCAGUUGAUUCUGUGUCUUAUAAACAAAUUUCUUAUGUAAAGCAAAACAACCAAAAUUGAUAUAGGUACAUUGUUAGUUCUACAACAAUCAUUUUAUAAAAUAAAAAUGUACCUAUACAUUUUGUUCCAAUUUAUUCAGGAUUGCACUAUUACAGCAUCCAGUGCUGUAAAAAGUUUACAAUAGCCAAACAAAUGUAUUUGAAGCCAAAAUUCAAGAAAAAAACUUUUCUCUUUGAUUAGACAAGUUUAUUAUUAGUUUUUUAAAUGAUUAUCUUUCACAAUUUCAACCUAAACAUUAAAAUUAACAAAACAUUCUAAAUGGCGACACGCGUAGUGUUAUGCCAAUUGACAUACUGUAGAGUAUUUUUUUUUAGAUUUAUUUGAGUACUUUUCAAUGCACUGUAGCGUAUUGUGUAUUGCAUUACUCAUUUAGAAAUUGUACUGAUAUUUUUAAGACUAACUGUUUGGCCUGUCUUAUGUACGGGGAUCAAGUAGUUAGUUAAAACUAGUUCAGAACAGCUAGUUUACAUUUUAAGUUAGAUUUUUUUCAAGAUCUGUAGAUAAAAACAUAACCUGCACAAAGGUAAAUUCUGACUGUUUUAAUUUGAAAAUCACCUUGUUAGUAAUUAUCACGUGGUUAUCAAUUUUCAUCUGAAUGUAUACAGUAGGCCUAUGCAUUGGAAAAUUGUAAUACAAUAGUUUUACAAUAAUACAUAAUUUUGUCGAUAUGAAACCCUUGAAUUGAGAUUGGGGGCUGAUUUACAUGGUUAUUCGUAGCUACAUUUACUUUAAAUUGCGUAACAUUACUUACUUUGUCUUACCUCCGGCCUCACCAAAAACACACCUCAAUUUUCUUCUAUCACUUGCCUCUUCUAAUGUACACCCCAAUCUGGUGAUGUCUUUCAGUUUUGGUCUUUCAACUUUAUUUUUGGUAUUUCAAGUCGUCGGUCGUCUACCUUGUGGUAUUCCUCAAAAACACUGUUAACAGUUAAAGUAUCUUCUCUCCUCCACACAUGUUAUUAUGUUUACGACUAAAGUUGAUUAUACGAAAGUGUUUAGAUGUAAUAGAAAUUACACAUUUCCUGAAAACGCAAAUUCUUUAUGGUUGGAAAGAACCUAAAAAAAACUCAAUUUAGUAAGAUCGUAAAAGUCAAUCAAAUGGACAAUGUUCAAGUAAACAACUUGUAACGUAAACAUUUUAGUGAUAGUUUAAAAUUGUGUAAAUUUAUCCACGACAACUUAAAUUAAUCCGAGCCUACUUAGUAGUUGGCUUGGCUUGAAGUAAACCGUACAAUUUUCUGCUGUAUUGUUCGACUACAGUUGGUAAGUUUAUUUUAAACACAGAGAAGUAUUGUACAGAGGAAUCUUGCUUAUGGGAUGACCGAGUUCAUCCAGCUUUAGUAUGUUAAGAGGGAAAUAUACUUGUGACGAGCAAGGAAGAGCCCAAGCAGCGAGCACUGUGCAGAAAUCCCUAUUGCACAGGGCACAGGAUCUUCCUCCUAUAAAGACUCAUAAGAGUGUCAUAGAUGUAGGCAGUGUUGGACUUUUCCAUAGCGACCAGCAACUAGUGCUAGACACCACUUAGUAUACCAUUGAAUGUUUCCUCUGUACCUUACUUUUCUGAGCUUGAAAUUAAAUAUUACUUUUGUUUAAAGUACAGUAUCUUAAUUUUAACAAAUUUUUUUUUGUUAAUUUGAUUUUUCCCAUGUAUCUACAUAUGAAUUUUCUGUUAAAUGUUUUUAAAUAGAAAGUUGUCCAAACGCCUAACUUAAUUUACAUGCCAGGGAUCGGUUCAAUGAUUUGUUUCAUUCAGUCUUUGAAGUCUGGAAUGCUAAUCACAUGGCUAUCAACAUACUGUCUUAUCAUUUUAUCUUGUUAGGUUAAAAUGAAUGUUGCCACAAUUAACUAAAAUUGCUCCUGUCCAACAAAAAUAAAAGUUAAUUGAAAUAAACUCCAUCCAAGGAAAUCUCUUAAAGAGUAUUCAAAAGGUAGCUUUAUUACACGAUUUUGAACCAAACUCAAUUAAUUUUGAUCCAAUUGUAAUUUUAAGUAAAUUCACGAGAUGUAGUUAGUGAGAAAAUAGUAUCAUUGAGUUAUGACAUUUUUUUGGUAAAGAUGGCCUUAGGCUAAGAUUUAUAAGGAAUUUUUGGCUACUAGGUUUAACAACAGGUACUGACAAAAAUAGAUGGACUGACAAAAAUAAAUGAAAAUGCACAGAAUUUUUGGAGCUAAUAGUUUCUUCAGUCUCUUUUUUUUCUUGUAGUUUGUUGUUUUUACUAGUAGCUUCAGAAAAAGUUAUAUUUGUGCUUUUUCGUCUAUUUUGUCAAUAAAGUAAGCCUGCUGUUAAACCCAACCACCACAUUGUCAUUCUAAAAUAUAAUCCUGCAAAUUGAAACUCAUCAGUUUAUUUUGAUUUUAAAUAGUUUUAAUCUAAGGCUUUCUUACUCUUUGGUUUUCAAAAGGAAAAUGUCACUUUCUUUUCCUGUAAAUCUAACACCAGCUGUUCUAAAUAAAUGUAAAGUCAACAAUGUAUCUUAGUCUUGCCACAAUUAAGUGGUUGUAUAUUUUUAUAUAAGAAACGAUGAUUAAGCUGUAAAAUUUGCAUAGUAUUACACAAACAGUGAAAAUAAUUUUACGGAUAUUUAUUUUUGUAUUUCAUACUUUUUUAGUCAAACAUAAAAUCCACAACUUGUUAAAUGUUGAGCAUUAGAAAAUUUUGUUGUUUUUAACAGAACCAAUUUUUAUGCUUUCUCAAAGUGUAAGAUAAAAUGUUGGUUUCAUGUUUUCAUUCAUGUUAAUUGUAAGUGUUGUAUUUUACAGUGUAAUAUAGGUAUGGCAUAAUUCCAGUUUGUUAUGAAUAAAUUUUUGAAUAAUUUAUUUUUUAACAAUGACUAUUUUAUUUCAAUCUUUUUCACACUUCUGUUUGUAUUUUUUCUCAACAUGACAUGUCGACAGAAGGUAAAACUACCAAUGUUCAACAGAUGACCAAAUAGUGACCUAUAAAAUGUAUUAUGCAUCCGUUGGUUGACACAAUAUCUUUUUAAGUUAACAGUUAUUACAAUAUUGAAGUUUAUUGUUUAAAGCACAUAUUAGAAAUACCAGAGUUCAUAACCAGAACCUGCAAACUGACAAUAAAAACCGGUUCCAGUUAAUCUUAUCAGCUAGUAAACAAGUGUAUUCUUCACACCAACUAGUUAAACAAUUAGCAAUUUUAUAAUAAUAGACGAACUAGCACUAAUUUAAGAUGAAUGCUAAUAUGUGUCCUGUCUAUUCUCAGAAAUUUUAUACUUCAUCAACAAUAAAUUCCAUGAUCUACUCUUUACUAGUUCAGUUGUCUUGACUAGUCUAAUUGUCAACAUUCGUUCAGGUCAACACCUAUUUUAUAUUUCAAGAUAGUUGAAAAGUUUUGAUUUUAACACUAUUUGUAUUUGGGAUCUUUUCCGUAAACAAUGCAUUUGCUCAGUACUUCCCAUCUCUACACUCAAUUUACAUUAUGAUUAUGCAACCUGUUAAUAUAACCUAGGUAUCUUGGUAAAACCUUACAUUACUUCCUUCAUUACCUACAUGACAGUUUUUGACUGUAUUCAUAAUUAUUAUGGUGAUCUUUUGCUAUUCCCGACCCAUCACAAAAAUCAUAGGAUUUAACUACUGUACUCUUGGAAAAAGAUUUGAAUCCUAUCAGGAUAUGGAUGAGACAUUCUGAUAAGAAAAUAGAGAUAGUCCUAUUUUUAUAGAAAUGUUUCAGUUACUAGCACUUAUCACUAGCAUACUUACAUUAAACAAAAAAAACUCUUUGAUAGAUGAUUGCCAUAAGAUAAAACAAUUAGUUGUGUGUAUUACGGUUGUUUAUUUAAUUCAUUCUUUAACAAAUUUUACAACAAAUUAAUUUCCCUCCUUAAAUUUCAGAGUUAUGACAGUUAACAGCAAUACUCUAAUCAUCAAUAACCGAUAGUAUUAUUGUUUCCCAUUUUACCAAAAUCAUUACAAAAACAUAAACACAUAUUGUAGAGUGGCUAAAAGUACAGUUGUUUUACAAAGAUUCAUACUUCUAGGCCUAACUAAAGAGUUGAAAUUGUUUAGUUAAUUUAUUUUACGACAGAAGAUGUAAAGAAACAUAUUUUUUAUUUAAAUUCAAUAUAAACAAUACCGAAAUGGUUACAUAUUUUUGGUAAUUUGAUAUGUUCUUUGGUUGACUUUAAACACAUUCAGCAAAAAAACAAAGACUGUUGCAUAUUAAAAAUAUGUGCUUGGAUAUACAGGAAAAAUAUGAGUGGGAGUGGAUUUCAUUACACUCAUAAGUCUUUUACACUAUGUCUCUUAGUUUUGUUGUUUAUUAUGGCAGGCCAAUAAUUUGCGGGUUAAAAAUCAAUUGGUUAUCUGUUGUUUAUUGGCUUUUGUGAUGGUGGAUUGUUGUUUAAUUAGUUUACUUUCUGUUGGCUCAACUAAAGUCCUUAGCCAUAUAAUUACUUAUUAUGAUUCUGUUAUCCUUAGCUAAAAGUACUAGCCUAGUUGCUUCAUAAUAUUUAGAGGACAAUGACCAAAUCAUUUUAUUAUUCUAAAAUACUUUUGAGACCCAACCACAAACAUGUUGGAAAUGUCUGUAUAUACUAUUGUAUAUAUUAAGGGUACUGCCGAAAAAUAUUUUUAAAAUGCAAAGUAAAAUAAUUUUUAAAUUGGGAUUGACUGUUUACUACUACCAUAUAAGAAGCCUUACUUAUUGGUACCAUUGAUGUGGUAUUACAAGGGGAAUUGUAGAGCCUUAAUGUUGAUAAGUUGUUCGUUAUUUUUUUUCCAUAAAUGAUGUUUCAAUCAAGAAUUUUUUAACUUCACAUCAAGUAAACCAAUGUAAUGGGCAUUUAGUUGUAAUUAUUUUUCUCAACCCUCCAUAUACUGUUACGUAGGUGUAAGUAUUGUAAAUAAUUGAAUAUAUGUAAAUAACACCCACAUAAUGUUUAAGUGGAGUUUGGCAAGUUUUUCCAAAGAAAGUAAAGUUUGGAUAGGCUUAAACAUUUCUUAGACCUAUAUAAGUUAUUUGUAUAUAAGAAUAUAUUGUACAGUAGUGCUUUUUUAAAUCAAAACAAGUGUUAAGUUUCAAUAAAACAAGAAAACAAAAUACCUUUUGUAAUUUUUUCUUUUGAAAUUAUAAAAUAACUUGACCAGUUGA